Molecule: messenger RNA, 672 nt
Organism: Diversispora eburnea
Lineage: Eukaryota; Fungi; Glomeromycota; Glomeromycetes; Diversisporales; Diversisporaceae
Source: the annotation of a GenBank genome assembly
AUGGCUCAUAGUUUUGAACAUGCGAUUUUGGCAACUUUUGAGGUUGUUGAAAAUUUUCUAGAAAAAUCUGGAAUAACACAAUUAUUGUAUGGCAUUUCUUCAAGGGCGGAAUUGUUUUACAUAUUUGCCAAAACAUCCAUAUCUAGUGAAGCAGAUUCCAUUUCUCCUAAUGAAGCGGAUUCUACCUCUCCUACCUUUCAUGGUGCAAUGACAGUUUUUAACUCUACCUCUCAUAGUGAAAUGACAGUUCCUACCUCCCUCAGUGACUUUGAGACAGAAGGACUGAAAAAAUAUUGUCAAUUUUUGGGUCUUAUUUGUACAUUUGUAGCGAAUUUAGGUGUAGUAUUUGGUCCCGUGCUGCGCACUUUUGCUGACAUUAGAUUUUGCGGACAACAAAAACAUCCAAGAAAACAAAGACGAGUACCCAGCGGUGAAUAUGAUGGAGAGCAUAUGCCCUGGCCCAAUCUUAUAAUAGAGGUUGCUUAUUCCCAAAGUGAGUCAGACCUUAAGAAUGAAAUAGAGAAAUACUGGCUCCUUCCAAAUCGGGUUCACGAUGCAAUUGCCAUUAAACUAAACUGUACAUCAGAUAAUAUAAUUCCAACGGAGAACAGUCGUUGGUGCACUUGCUCCCAUAAUGUUUGGAACUAUAAACUGACAUGGCAAUCCGAUUAG